GCCCCGUCCACCCCCGUCCCCGCGGCGGCGCGCGCGGCCCGCUGGGCGGGGUUCCGGGGAUGAGGCGGCGGCGGCGGCGGUGCGCGGAGAAUAUGCUCGGCAGCUGAGGAGACGCGGCGCCCGGAGCGCGGCGCGACCCACGGGAUGGCUCAGCCGGCCGGCCCGGAGGGCGGCGAGGGGCCUCCGGACCCCGGGGCGGCCGCGGGCCCGCAGCACGCGCUGAGCCUGGAGGAAAUCCUGCGGCUCUACAAUCAGCCCAUCAACGAGGAGCAGGCGUGGGCUGUGUGCUACCAGUGCUGCGGCUCCCUGCGCGCCGCGGACGCCGGCCGCCGCCAGCCCCGCCGCCGGGUGCGCUCGGCCGCGCAGAUCCGCGUGUGGAGGGACGGCGCCGUCACCCUGGCGCCCGCCGCCGGCGACGCGGGAGAGCCGGACGCCGCCGCGGGUAAAUUGGAAUAUUCACAUUGUACAGAAACAGAGGUUAUUGAAUCUUUGGGAAUUAUUAUUUAUAAGGCACUGGACUAUGGCUUGAAGGAGAAUGAAGAAAGGGAAUUAAGCCCUCCCCUGGAGCAGCUCAUCGAUCGCAUGGCCAACACGGUAGAGGCUGAUGGCAGCAAUGAUGAAGGCUAUGAGGCUGCCGAUGAAUGUCUGGAGGAGGAGGAAGAUGAGAAGAGAAAAAUCUCAGCAAUCCGGUCCUACAGAGAUGUCAUGAAGUUAUGUGCUGCUCAUCUCCCAACUGCAUCAGAGGCACCAAAUCAUUAUCAGGCAGUGUGUCGUGCACUGUUUGCAGAGACAAUGGAGCUGUAUACAUUUCUGACUAAAAUUAAGAGUGCAAAGGAGAAUCUGAAGAAGAUUCAAGAAAUGGAGAAGAGUAACGAAUCUAACACAGACCUGGAGGAGCUGAAAAACGCUGACUGGGCUCGAUUCUGGGUGCAGGUGAUGAGGGAUUUGCGGAAUGGAGUAAAACUCAAGAAGGUCCAAGAGCGGCAGUACAACCCUCUGCCCAUUGAAUAUCAGCUCACCCCUUAUGAGAUGCUAAUGGAUGACAUUCGAUCCAAAAGAUACACUUUGCGAAAAGUGAUGGUGAAUGGUGAUAUUCCCCCUCGGUUAAAAAAAAGUGCUCAUGAAAUCAUCCUGGACUUCAUCAGAUCAAGACCUCCUUUAAAUCCAGCCUCAGCCAGAAAACUGAAGCCUACUCCACCGCGGCCACGGAGCCUCCAUGAAAGGAUCCUGGAAGAAAUCAAAGCAGAAAGAAAGCUGCGGCCCGUGUCACCAGAGGAAACCAGACGCGGCAGGUUAGAGGUAGCUACCCCUGAAUCUCCAAAGAAUGUCCUGGAAUCAUCGAUGGUGAAUGGAGGUUUAACGUCACAAUCAAAAGAAAAUGGGGCAAGUGCCGUACAGCAGGUGCCUGUGCAGCGGAAGAAACUCCUCAAAGCCCCAACUCUGGCCGAGCUGGACAGCUCUGACUCGGAGGAAGAAACUCUGCCCAGGUCAGCCAGCAGCAGUGCACCUUCCUCAUUCCUUGAAGCUCCCUUUCUGGAGGCUGUGUCUACAAGGAAGAACCCUCCGAAGUUCUUGCCCAUAUCCUCCACACCCCAGCCAGAACGACGGCAGCCACCCCAGAGACGACAUUCCAUUGAAAAGGAAACACCCACUAACGUGAGACAGUUCCUGCCAGCGUCCAGGCAGAGCUCCCGGUCUCUCGUUCCUAGGAUAACCAGAGUAUGGCCAACGACACCUUUCCGACCGCUUUUUUCUACCCUUCAAACAGCUUCUCUGCUCGGCUCUCACCCUUUGGAGGCAGCCUUGUUGGGGGUAGCAGGGGCUAUGUAUUAUCUGUGUGAGAGAGCUUUUACCAGCAGGUGGAAAUCCGCAAAGGAGGAAUUCUGCUACCCAGUGGAAUGCCUAGCACUUACUGUGGAGGAGGUGAUGCAUAUUCGUCAGGUCCUGGUGAAGGCAGAGCUGGAAAAAUACCAACAGUAUAAAGAUGUCUACACUGCUCUGAAAAAAGGAAAGCUCUGCUUUUGUUGCCGAACCAGGAGAUUUUCCUUCUUCACUUGGUCUUAUACCUGUCAGUUCUGUAAGAGGCCGGUGUGCUCACAGUGUUGCAAAAAGAUGCGGCUGCCCUCCAAGCCAUACUCCACCCUUCCUAUCUUUUCAUUGGGACCUUCUGCCUUGCAGAGAGGGGAAAGUUGUAUGAGGCCAGAAAAACCCUCCACUGGCCACCAUCGGCCACUUCGGAGCAUUGCCAGAUUGUCCUCAAAAUCCAAGUCUGUGGACAAAUCAGAUGAAGAACUCCAAUUUCCCAAAGAGUUGAUGGAGGACUGGAGCACCAUGGAGGUGUGUGUAGACUGCAAAAAGUUCAUUUCAGAAAUCAUCAACUCAAGCCGGCAUAGCCUGGUGCUGGCCAACAAAAGAGCCAGAUUGAAAAGGAAAACGCAGUCUUUCUACGUGUCCUCGGCAGGCCCUUCGGAGUACUGCCCUUCAGAGAGGACCAUCAGUGAGGUCUGAGCCCCGUGCAUUUGUGUGCAGAGUCGCAUUCGUGAGAGAACACUGAGCGGGGCUGUCUUCUCGCCGCAGUUAACUGGUUCGGGUUUGCAUGAGAUCAGGGUUUUGCUGCAUCACACUGUUCCACAGACUGAACACUGUGUUCAUAUCAGCCAGUCCCUUGUCUGCACUGAGAGAGGACAGUAGUUUGAAACUUGCUUCUGUGUGUGUGGUGAUUUGGAGGCCAGAAACUUUUUCCUUAGUUCAGUUCUUUACUGUCCCUCAAAUACUUUUCUGACUGAGGCAGCUUCUGGUGUGAGAAAUCGGUCUAACACAGGCGUCAAAGUCAGCACAGUCUAAGAAGUAAGUCAUAUUGGCAUUUCCACCCGACAGUGUUCCUGCCUGAUGCACACAGAUCCCUGGAGGCUGGGCCAGGCUGUUACCAUCUCACAGCACAGAACCUACAAGGAUUUGCUCAUGCUCUCAAACUGGUUUUAAAUUAAAUUAUUGUUGCUCUGAGAUAAAGACUCGGGAGGGGCUUUACUCUGCGCUCCAGUACAAAGCAUCUGAAUAAGCUGUACGCUCAAGUGGGCGCCCAUGUCCCCCAUGCUGUGUCUGUGCCCGGGCAGUGGGGCGGUGUCUCUUGAGGCAGGUGCAGGGCUUUCCUUAUCUUGAAUGUAUUAUGGUUACUAGUGGUUUUAUAUUGGAGGUCUAAGAUUUAAAGUUUUGUGGCAUUUGGGGACAAGGGCAGGCUAGAAGUUUGUCCAAAAGUUGAGUAUUUUGGCCAAUAGGAGAAGGGAUGUGAGUGCGUCGGCCACGCCGCAGGGAACGAGCUGGAGCGCUCACAUUUCCAACCGCGGUUUUCAUAACUUUAGUCUCGCCAUCACGACUAAAUUAAGCCACAAUUUGGUAUCUGAGGUCUCAAACUGAAAUUUAUUUUUAUAAAUGAAUUUUAAAAGCAAAAACAUGGUCUAGUUCAUUUAAAAUUAACCUGCUGAUAGGCUUUGUGGAUGCUUUUUGCACACGUUCUCCUUGUAAGUGACUUGAGUAGGACGGGUUUUGAUGAAGCCAGGUUGAGGCGGCACUAUACACUGUCAUUUCUCGACUUGUGUGGCCCAUUCCGUGGCCAUCUUUAUGAUUUUGGUUCACUUGGCAGACCAGCCAGUCAAGUUGCCAGUCAUGUUUGGAAGCUCGGUUAAUGCACAUGCACAGCAGUUUCCUGAACACACCUGUAGUCAGCACCGCUCACCAAAAGGCAGGGCAGUCACACUUCACACCACCUCACAAUACAGGAAUAUUUCUAUAGCGAAUUAACAGUAAUACCUCAGAACUGCCCUGGUAGUGGUUUUACGUGACUGAAAUUUAUAAAUUAGUAAAUGGCUUAAAAUUACUUACACUUACAAAAUAAACUUUACCAAUUGACUGAAGUAAUGCAUGUUAACAGUUUGUCUGUAUUUGCAUGUAAAAGUGGGCCACCAGAGAACCCUUACUGAUUAUGGAAACGUUUAAAGUUUUAAAGACUCUCACGUAAGAGCUUUAACAUUAUAUUGAGUGAAUCUCAUUUAUAAAAUUUUGGUGUGGGCUUCCCUGGUGGUGCAGUGGUUGAGUCCGCCUGCCGAUGCAGGGCACACAGGUUCAUGCCCCGGUCUGGGAAGAUCCCACAUGCCACGGAGCGGCUGGGCCCGUGAGCCAUGGCCGCUGAGCCUGCGCGUCCAGAGCCUGUGCUCCGCAGCGGGAGAGGCGAUGGCAGUGAGAGGCCCGCAUACCGCAAAAAAAAAAAAAAAAAAAAAAAAAAAAUUUUGGUGUGAGCAGCUUCUAAACAAACAACCACCAGGAAGGGUGCAAGGGAGAUGGGGUGGUGUUUGUAUCCAUGCACAGACCAGACCUAGGAGAGUGUGCUUUUUAAAAUAAUGACUUGGGCUUCCCUGGUGGCACAGUGGUUGAGAGUCCGCCUGCCGAUGUAGGGGACACAGGUUCGUGCCCCGGUCCGGGAAGAUCCCACAUGCCGCGGAGCAGCUGGGCCCAUGAGCCAUGGCCGCGGAGCCUGCGCGUCUGGAGCCUGUGCUCCGCAACGGGAGAGGCCACAACAGUGAGAGGCCCGCGUACCGCAAAAAAAAUAAAAUAAAAAUAAAAUAACUAGUUUUUUACAGGUGUUAUUAAAACACAAGAAACUAAACCCCCUAAAUGAGAAUCCCGUCCACAUUCACAAGGCACAUAAAAUCUAGCACAUCUAGUCUUUGACUUCACUUCUCCAGGUUUGUGACACUGUGCAGGUUGUCUGGGCAUUGUGGGCACCUCUUAGCAGAGCGUCCACAGCACUAACAGGCUUUGCCAAGUGUAUUGAAGAGGUCAAGUGGGUGGUAGGUCUCCGUGGGACAGUUUGCAGAAAGUACAGUAGAAAAGGGCACAUGGCACAGCUAAUAUUGUAGAAAUCAAAUCAGCAUCACUAUCUGGUGCCAAAACAAAUUCUUGCAUUUACCCCCUUCCUCAUCCAUGGCAUGUAUCCCCAGCACCUCAACCAAAUCGGGUAACUUCCAGAGGGUCAUUCACUGCCAGCCUGUGGGGCGUGGUUUCAGUCCUCAGCCUCCUUUGACCUGAGGCCUAGCUUCCUCCCUCCCUUCCUACUGGGAUAACACACCUUCCCAGGCCUCCUCUUUGUCCUGGUUGUUGGCACUUACUUCUGGUCUGACAACAACAGCAUCAUUGGCUGGCUGGUCUCCUGGAGCCUGAUGUAUCCCAGUGGGGGGCUUCACUUUCACCCUCUCCCUCCAGGCUCACACCCUCCCUUGCAUCCCCUGCCUCAUGAGCUCACCCUUCUCACAGCUGAACUUUCUGUCAGUUUAGGAUAGAUAAGAAAGCUUGUAAAUACUGUAAUAUAGUAAUUAAUAUUUGAAAGGCGUUCAUUCAGUGGACAAUGAGAAUUAACUCUCCCAAGGCAAGUAAAAGUUAAAUCAAGUAAUUGAUUUGUACAUCGACUUAACAGUCUUACUAGAUUUCAAGUCUUAGGCCUUUCAAAUUAAACCAGAAAGUUGUUAUGUAGGAGUUUUUAAAAUGAUCUUACAUAUGAUGAGAUCCCAUGAACUCAUAAACUCAUGUCAUGUGAUUAGCACCGUGAGCUCAUACCAUGAAUUUUUAAGGCUUUUAUUUUUCUAACUGUAUUAAUAAAUGUUGGACUGAUUUUAGGUGUCACAUAGGAGACAUGAAAGUUUUAAAUUAUGUUGCUGUUUGCUAAAGCAAAAUAGCAGACAAUUUUGUACAUGCAAAACUGCUGAAGGGCCGUGGGGAAAUGUGUACACGUUGACCUGGCUUCCUGUGUGUAAAAGUCAAGGUACUGCUGGCAUUCAGUGUGACAUGACAGUACUAAACGUUUUCCAUUAAAGUCUUUUAAAAUUUAUCGAGGGGAAAAUAAAUGACUUUACAUCAUA
Lagenorhynchus albirostris (white-beaked dolphin) is the source of this 5909-nucleotide messenger RNA. RefSeq names its product spire type actin nucleation factor 1 (gene SPIRE1). The record is from RefSeq and is a predicted model, not a curated record. The coding region runs from base 145 to 2508 and encodes 787 amino acids. Gene Ontology annotation, molecular function: actin binding. Lineage: Eukaryota; Metazoa; Chordata; Mammalia; Artiodactyla; Delphinidae. The transcript has 17 exons. Gene Ontology annotation, cellular component: cell cortex; cytoplasmic vesicle membrane. Gene Ontology annotation, biological process: intracellular transport; actin nucleation; Golgi vesicle transport.